Messenger RNA from Paraglomus brasilianum, 195 nucleotides. NCBI's taxonomy places the organism in Eukaryota, Fungi, Glomeromycota, Glomeromycetes, Paraglomerales, Paraglomeraceae. The record is from the annotation of a GenBank genome assembly.
AUGGCUGACAGCACUUGGGAUUCUGUGAGGUGGUUACAAUCACCCCAGAAUUACUGCCGACAUUUAAUUGAAAAUGCCCGAAAUUACCAAAUUAAUCAACGAUUGGAGGAGGAGGGCGGAGGGGCGGAGCAGGGAAGGCAAGGGCCCUCCAACCACAACGAUCAACAAUGGUCUGAAAAUUUGCUUGUCAGGUAG